GUUAAUUGAUCAGUUCGGUUCUUGUAACCUUCCAACCCUAAUAAAUUCAGCCACCGUCCCAUCGCCGAACUCUUUUCGUCUAGUAGAGGGUGCUGUUGCCGCCAACGAGAAUAGACUGUAGGUGCCAUUGUUGCCCGUGGAAAGUCUGUUCGCUUCUCCUCAAUCCUCUUCUCGUCGACAUCGCACGAAGGCUUGCUCGGAGUUGUUGGCGUCGCCGCCACGAAAGGCUGCUCCGUCGUCCCCUCUGCUUGCUUCUUCGAGUCGAGGAGAUCGCAGUACAAGAACAAGAAGUUGCUGCAUUUCACCAAAUAAACAAGAGGACGAAAAGUGUAGAGGAAAACGAAAACCCUGAUAUUGGUACACCUCACCACCAAACGAACCUAAUUGCGUUAAAUAUAAAUUGAAAAAGAAGAAUAAGAAGACUAUGGAAGUUGCAGAGAAAGAAGAAAAUGCCGAGAAUGAACCUAAUGGCUCAGAAUCAAAAUUGAAAGAUAAGAAGAAGAGAUUGUUGAAGGAAGCAGAGAAGGCGGACAAGCGAGGUGUUUGCUAUCUGAGUCGGAUCCCCCCUCACAUGGACCACGUCAAGCUUCGUCUCAUUCUCUCUCAAUUCGGAGAUAUACAACGCAUCUUUCUUGCCCCUGAAGAUUCUACUGCUCCAGUCUCAACUAAACGGUCGCGGGGUGCACGAGACCAAGCCUUCUCAGAAGGGUGGGUUGAAUUCAAGAAUAAAAGUUUAGCAAAGAGGAUUGCCAAUAUGUUGAAUGGUGAACAGAUAGGGGGAAAGAAGAGGUCAUCAUUCUACUAUGACCUUUGGAAUAUUAAAUACCUAAGUAAAUUCAAGUGGGAUGAUCUCACUGAAGAACUAGCAUUAAAGAAAGCUAUUCGGGAGCAAAAGAUAGCUUUAGAACUUUCUGCUGCCAAGAGAGAGAGGGACUUAUAUCUUUCCAAAGUCGAUAAGUCACGUGCUUUGAAUGCAAUAGAGGAGAGGCUAAAGAAGAAGCAGAAGAUUCAACAGGAUUCUGGACAAGUCGCAAAAGUGAUUCGCCAUUUCCCCCAAACGAAGCCAAUAACUGCUACUGCUAAAGAAAGUAAACCUGGACUCUCUGAUGAUAUACUGGAUGCUGUAUUUGGUGGUUCGUAAUCCAUGUAUUGAUACUUCAAUAUCAGGAGUUCAGAACCCAAAGAAUAGCACUGCCAAUUUUGUAACAUGCAUAUAGCAAUUUUCUGUAUUCAACUUUUUUUUGGGUAAUAUCUAGAAGAUAUUGUUCUUUGUGAUUGAAGGUUUUUGACGUGGAAAAUUGAAGUAAUCUAGAAAUAUAAUAGUGUAUUUUUGUAUGCAGUGAAUUUUGUUAUAUUGCUAUACGCCUUCUAACUGUUAGUUUUAGCCUUGUAGGCUCCAAUUAUAUUAACCCAAGUUCGAUAUU
This is a messenger RNA of Arachis ipaensis, 1424 nucleotides long. NCBI's taxonomy places the organism in Eukaryota, Viridiplantae, Streptophyta, Magnoliopsida, Fabales, Fabaceae. The record is from RefSeq and is a predicted model, not a curated record.